AUGGCCGAUGUUAUUGAUGAUGUUAUGGGAGGUGUGAUUGAAAAUGAUACCAACUGCAACGAAGGGAACCUAGAUACAGACGGUAGAGGUGUUGAUGUUGGAUUUCAAAAACUAUUAGAGGAAGUCCAAUUCAAAUUAUAUCAUGGAUGUUCAUUUUCGUCCCUUAACUUUUUAGCAAAGCUGAUGCAUAUCAAGGUGAUCAACAAAUGGACUGAUAGUUCAUUUGAUCAGCUUCUUGAGUUAUUGCAAACUGCAUUUCCUGAAGGAAACAGGGUCCCCCCGUCACAUUACGAAGCAAAAAAGACACUUAAAAAGAUCGGCUUAGGUUAUGAGCCAAUACACGUAUGUAAAAAUGACUGCUUUCUUUUUCGGAAAGAACACGAGUUGUUGCAAAAAUGUCCAGUUUGUAAUGAGAGUCGGUGGGUUGAUGAAAAUACAAAGGGUAAGAAGGUGGCUCAUAAGGUUUUACGAUAUUUUCCUGUGACCCCCAGACUACAACGUCUGUAUUGUUCAAGACACACAGCUAAAUAUAUGAUUUGGCAUUGUACCAGACAAUCCAAAGAUGGUACGAUGAUUCAUCCCAUUGAUGGUACUUCAUGGAAAAAAAUUGAUAUGAAGUAUCCUGAGUUCUCGAGGGAACCCCGAAACGUAUGCUUAGGGCUUGCUGCUGAUGGUUUUAAUCCGUUUGGUAACAUGUGUAAUCCUCACAGCACGUGGCCUGUCAUACUCACCACUUACAAUCUUCCACCAUGGCUAUGCAUGAAAGAGUCAUCUUUCAUGUUGACCUUGUUGAUUCCCGACCCCAAAGCACCCGGGAAGGACUUGGAUGUGUUCCUUAGGCCGUUAGUGGAUGAGUUGAAGCAGUUAUGGAGUUUUGGAGUACGUACUAAAGAUGCAGCGACAAAUACAUUCUUCAAUAUGAAAGCGAUGUUGUUAUGGACAAUAAACGACUUUCCCGCUCGUAGUAGUUUAUCCGAUGCUGACCAUCCAUGGAGAAAAAGUUUGGACUAUAAUGGCAAACAUGAGACAAGAGGUCCUCCAAGAAAGUUUAGUGAGGAAGAAAUACAAGCGCAACAUGCUCGUCUAUUGUUUCGUUCACCGGGUAAAGUAGCUGUUCAACGAGCUGGUAUUAAGAGAGAUCGUGAGGAUUUCGAGUUGAAUUGGUCCAAAAAGAGCAUAUUCUUUGAACUUGAGUAUUGGUCUUCUCUGGAGCUGAAGCACAAUUUCGAUCUUAUGCAUGUUGAAAAAAAUGUGGGUGAGAGUCUUGUGGGUACUUCUCUGACGAAUGAUAAGUCUAAAGACACAUCAAAUGCUUGGGCAGACUUGACAAAACUGAACAUUCGAAAAAAUCUAUGGUUGAAAAAGAAUGGAAACAAGUUCCAUAAACCCCAUCCACCUUACUCGUUCACGAAACCUGACCGCAUUCGUUUUUGUAAGUUUAUAAGAAAUGUGAAACUGCCAGAUGGGUUUAGAUCUAACAUCGGUAAGAAAGUGAAUGAAACCAAUACUAACAUUAUUGGGUUGAAAUCUCAUGAUUAUCAUAUUCUUAGGCAACGUUUGUUACCCAUUGGAGUUAAAGGUCUUUUGGGGAAAGGUGUUUAUACACCAAUAAUAGAGCUUUGUAUGUUUUUUAAGCAACUUUGCUCAAGAACAUUGUCGGUGAAGGAUAUGAAAGAAGCGAAACCAGCCAUUAUUAAAAUAUUGUGCAAAUUAGUAGUGAUCUAUCCUCCUGCGUUUUUUAACAUUAUGGUUCAUUUAGUUUUGCAUUUACCUGAUGAAGCAAUUUCUGGAGGCCCAGUAUGUAUGAGAUGGAUGUAUCCCUUUGAAAGGUAUAUGAAAAAACUAAAAAACUAUGUCAGAAACAAGGCGAGGCCGGAAGGUUCUAUAGCUGAGGGUUAUGUCGCUGAAGAGGCAUUAUCAUUUUGUCCGAUGUACCUUGAAGAUGUUGAGACUCGAUCCAAUCGCCUUGAAAGAAACGAGGAUGUUAUCAUAGAAGAAACAAAGUUAUGGGUGUUUCAGUCUAAGUGUCGACCAACUAGCGGAAGGAAAAUGAAAAAUCUCAGUCCAGAGGAGAGAAAACGUCUACAUUGUUUUGUGCUUGAUAAUUGUGAAGAAGUCAGAAAGUAUAUUGCUGAAUUCAAAUCAUUACAUCCUGAAAGUGAUGAAAAAAUCGAAUUUCCUAAAUGGUUCCUUCAUAAGGUCUAUGAUAUGCAAAAACAAAAAUCUCCAGAGUUUAAUAAGGAGUUAUCGGCUCUUUCAAUCGGUGUGCAUGCGCAUGCCUUUACUUACACCGCUUGCAUAGUGAAUGGAGUUAGGUAUAUGGUACUUAUGCGUGACGCUCAACGAUCAACACAAAACUCGGGGGUUCUAACUGAGGGAGAGCAUAAGCAGAAAUAUUAUGGUCAGCUAGAAGAGAUUAUCGAGUUGCAUUAUCCUCAUAAAUAUUCCACCGUACUUUUUCGUUGCAAGUGGUUCGAUACUGCAGGAGUUAAAUCUGAUAAUAAUUUCACCAGUAUCGACCCACAACGCGAAUUGAGCAGCAAAGAUCAACUCAUAUUUGCUACGCAGGCCAAGCAAUGGGUUGUUGAAAAUGUUAAUCAUAGAAGAAUUUGGGAUCUACCGAUGAAUGAUGUUGAUCAUGAUCCCAUUGAAAAUGUCGACAAUGAUUCAACCGAUGUCGUUCUUAGUAAUGCUUCUUCUAAUUUCACUCUCUCAAUUGACUUUAGCCAGUACUUUCAAAAUUCUCAACCGGUUGAAGAUGAUAUUGAAGUUGACCCACCGGCGAGUAUCAUCAAUAAUGUGUGUGAUUGCAAGACUGAUUAUGAUGAGGAAGAGUCUAAUUAUGAUAGUGAUGUAUCGGCAGACACUGAAGUGUCUGAGGGCGAGAAUGAUUAA
Messenger RNA from Lactuca sativa (garden lettuce), 2895 nucleotides. RefSeq lists its product as uncharacterized. The record is from RefSeq and is a predicted model, not a curated record. NCBI's taxonomy places the organism in Eukaryota, Viridiplantae, Streptophyta, Magnoliopsida, Asterales, Asteraceae.